This is a messenger RNA of Penicillium verhagenii, 432 nucleotides long. RefSeq lists its product as uncharacterized. The transcript has 3 exons. The record is from RefSeq and is a predicted model, not a curated record. The coding region runs from base 1 to 432 and encodes 143 amino acids. Lineage: Eukaryota; Fungi; Ascomycota; Eurotiomycetes; Eurotiales; Aspergillaceae.
AUGAGCUUUACUUUGCAAGUGUCUGGAAACCUCGUUCCUCUCACUAUCAUCAAAGGUGCCGGUCACGAGUUCAUCCCCCUUCCUCAGGGCGAGAACGCUACUACGGCUGAUUUCCACUCUAUCCGCACCAAGACCGAGUCUCCUGCUCACAUCACAUCCGGCUUCUACAAAAUUGAGGCUGGACCUCAAAGGCCUGCUCAUUACACCUUCGAGGAGUCCAAAUAUGUUCUCAGUGGUCAAAUUGAUAUUUUGGAUGAAGCCACUGGAAUCACACAUCAUUUAGUUCCCGGAGAUUUUGCUUUCUUCCAUGUCGGAUCCAAAGUCAAGUUCUCGACUAAGUCUGCUGGACUUGCUUUUUACGCCGUGACUCGUCCCGUUCGAACUCCCCACCCCAACCUCCUUGACCGAGAAGAAGGUAAGGCACGGCUAUAG